This is a messenger RNA of Zasmidium cellare ATCC 36951, 828 nucleotides long. RefSeq lists its product as uncharacterized. NCBI's taxonomy places the organism in Eukaryota, Fungi, Ascomycota, Dothideomycetes, Mycosphaerellales, Mycosphaerellaceae. The record is from RefSeq and is a predicted model, not a curated record. Gene Ontology annotation, molecular function: zinc ion binding; nucleic acid binding. Gene Ontology annotation, biological process: mitotic DNA replication checkpoint signaling; nuclear DNA replication; mitotic DNA damage checkpoint signaling. Gene Ontology annotation, cellular component: spliceosomal complex; nucleus. The transcript has a single exon. The coding region runs from base 1 to 828 and encodes 275 amino acids.
AUGGCCGACGUACGCUCCAUGCUCAAAGCUUCCCGUGAAGCACGACGAAUCAACCACCCAUAUGCCUCAUACACAGCCGACGGGAAGCUCCUCUGCAACCUCUGCGAAACGACAAUCAAAACCGAAAGCGCAUGGCAGUCGCAUCUUCAUUCGACUCAACACAUUGCCCGGCAGACUAGAGCGAGAGAGGCAGCAGAAUCACAGUCUGCAAGUGGUACGGCGAAUAACAAGAAGCGUAAAGCAGACGCUUCGCCUGAAGAUGCAAAGAAGAAGUUGAAGGCUACCGUGGUACCGCCCAGUGGAGAAGAAGAUGAGGAAGAACAGGGGCCGCUGGAGACAAACGGUCAUGGGAUACCUUCAAGAUCUCGGAAAGAAGAAGACGAGAAAGCCUCUGAUCCAAACGAACUCGCUGCGUUCGAACAGCAACUCAUGCAAAUGGAAGCCAGCAUGAAGAAGACACAGCCGGAACCUACGAUAUCAGCACCGCCCAUGACGGCUGAAGAGAUUGCCGCACAAGCGAGAGAGGAACAAAGUACGCAAAGGGAGAGGAGAGCGGCGGAGCUGGAAGCUGAGAAAGAGGAUGCGGCGCGGGUUUUGGAGGAUGAGUUCGAAGAGAUGGAGGGGUUGGAAGCGAGGGCAAGGAAGUUGAGGGAAAGGAGAGAGAUGUUGAGGAAGGGGAGAGAAAACGGGGCCACAACAGAGGCGGCAAUUGAGGUGGAAGCACAGACGAAUGGGACAGUCGAGGACGGCGGUGGCGGGCACGGGGAAGAUGAUGAAGACGACGAAGACGACGAAGACUUUGAUGAGUGGGAAUUUGGCGCACAGUGA